AUGGCGUGCAGGCGAGCAAUAGCCCUCAUUUCCAUGGGUCAACGGAGCUGGGCGCGCGGCGCUCUGAUCCGCCACAACUUUCGUAGUGUAAGUGUGUUUGAAGUUUGGUUAAGUGUUUGAUGUUCUUUAGAGUCUAUAUAAUGGACUUUUGGUGAUGAUAUUUUUUGGGGGGCUUUUUACCCUUAUUUUUUGGAAUUUUUGCGUUUUCGAGCUAAUGAAACGAAGGGAAAACGGGUAAAUCGAGGUGAAAAAACUGUAAAUUUGGGAGUUUCAAGGGGAAUGUGGAGUGACUCCACUGUGGUGGUCGCUAAUUUGGUCUUGUCUGCUUGGACUGAUUGAUUUUUUAGAUGAAAUGUUUAAAUUUUGGGGGUUUUGUGGUCUUUGAAUAAAGGAGAAUUUAUUCUUUGGAGAUUGGGGGGUAAAACUGAACAGUUUAGAUUGAAAAAUAAUCUGAUACUUUGUUGAUCAGCUCUAUUCCCCGGUUACAAGGGAUUUUGAGAGGUUUCAGGUCUUCGUGGUGGGACCCACUGGGUCUGAAAACGAAAACUGGAAAAUCAGCUGUAAAUGGCUUAAAAUUUGUCAGUAAUGUUCAUAACUCCACUUCUAAAUAUUUAUUCGCGUUUUUAUCGUCAUACAACAUUUUAUUUUUAUGACGUGUUUGAGGCCCGGCACGAGAACUUGAAAAAUUUUUGUUUCGUUCAAAUGAAUGUACCUUUGAACAACGCUUCAUUCAAUUUAUGACGGAAGGAAUUAAUAAACUGAAUGAAGCGUUGUUGAUUGUUUUUGGUCGUUUUGGACGACUUUGGACAUAAGUUUUGAGCGAAACAAAAAAUUUUAAAGUUUUCGUAUCCGGACUCAAAACACAUCAUAAAAAUAAAAUGUUUUAUAAUGAUAAAAACGCGAAUAAAUAUUUGGAAAUAGAGUUUGAAACAUCACUGACGAAUUUUAAGCCAUCUACAUCCGCUUUUCCAGUUUUCGUUUUCAGACCCAGUGGGUCCCACCACGAAAACCUGAAAACUUCCAAACCCUAUUGAAACCGUCUGAAAUCGAAUUGUAGACAUAGGAAUUGCAUCCGUACGUUUUAUUCAUUGCUUUUUGUUGCGUUAUCACUCCGAAAAAAGUGUUGAUUGCUCUUCAAUGAAAUAUUACCCAAAAAAAAGCGCGUUCCGUAUCCCAAAAGUCACAUUUCUUGCGCCUCGAGCGCCCACUGCUCUUUCACCCAGAAUACAACUUUUAUAUUGCCGUAAAUUGGGCGAACCGUCUCAAGGGUUGUUGCUGUUUUCAGGCAGUCGCCGCUUAUCAACCCUCCCGACCGCUCUCGAACUCGGCUACGCUCCAAACACUCACCGACAAUACGAUGUUGGGCCAGAACGACAAGGCCAAGAACAUUAGAAUGGCACAGAAGAGGAGCUACGGUAGGUUUGAGAGAUGAAUAUUGAAAUUUUGGAUAUUGUUUUAGGUAGAAAUGAAGUGAAAAGAGCUUUUUUUGAAUUUGAGUGGGGUUUUGGACAGUUGCCUGAGGGAAUUUGUGGUUUUUAAGGAACCAUGGGAUGUGUUUUACCUGUUUUUGCCGGUAUUUUUGACUUUCCCUGAUUUUCAGGGAUUUCGUGGUGGGACUCAAAAUUUAUUUAAAUAAGUGGUAAAAUACGACUUGUAGAACCGCAAUUAUAUUUGCACAGAAAGAGUAAAUUUUGUAAAUUUAUUAACGGGAUUUUUAAAAUUUCAAGUUUUCGUUGCGAGACCUGAAAUGAAAGAAAAAAAUCAAAAAUUUUGAAAUAGAUAGGUAAAAUACGUUAACAAAAGAAUAAAAAAAUGUUUGUGAAGUAAAAUCAUGCGAACCUUUGUGGUCAAUUUUGGGAUUUUGAAUCAAAUUUUAUCAUAAAAAAUGCAAAAUUUUGCGAUUUUUCUUCUCAUUUUUCAAUUCCAGGCUACCAAACCAACCUCCCAAAACUCCCGGUUCCCGGCCUCGAAGAGACGGUCCAAAAGCUCGUCGAUUUCGCCAAAGUCAUCCAAUCUCCCGAAGAUUUUAAAGUCACUCAAAAAGAAGCGGCCGACUUUCUGAAGGACGAGAAUGCAAGAAAACUCCAAGAUUUGUUGCAACAACGCGCGAUGCGCCUCGAUAACUGGCUGACCCCGUGGUGGCUGGAUGCCGCAUACCUGGCGGGCCGUGAUCCACUGCCAAUUGUGACCAGCCCCGGCAUGACCAUGGCUUUUGGGGACUUUGAAGGAGAGGAAGGCCAGUUGGAGUACGCGGCCAAGCUGAUUCAAGCCGCUUUGGACUUUAAAAAAAUGGUCGAUGAGUAAGUUGGAGGGCAUAUUUUGAGAGGGUUUGGGUUUGGAGAAGUUUUGAAGAAUUGUCCUGAUCUUCAGGGAAGUCGUGGUGGGACCAAAAUUGAGCUUUUGAUUGGAUUCUUGGGGUUUAUAGGGUCUAAAAUACUCUAAAAAUUGCCUUUCUUGGUCUUGUACUACCUGUUUUUGGAUUCUGGAAAAUUUUGCGCAGUUUCCGUGAUUUUCAGGGAAGUCGUGGUGGUACCAAAAAUUGAGUUUUCUUUUGGGAUUCUUGGGGGUUAUAGGGUCUAAAAUACUCUAAAAAUUGCCUUUUUUGGUCUGUUGCUAUACAGGGUGCGCCAAAAAUAUUGGGACUCAUAUUUUUACUUGCCCUGCGGGCUGUAAUGGUACAAGAGCAAAGUGGUCGCUUGUGCAAACGUGCAAUGCUCCCAAGAAUCUACCUUCAAAGUUUCAGACAGAGUAGUCGUAUACGACACCUGUUCUGCCAUUAUAAGUGCUCACAACUUAGGCCCCUGAGACACGGACCCCAAAAUGGAUAAAAAUUGGAAACACUAGUUUUACCGUUGCAUGCUAUGGCAGAAAUUCACUUUAUAUGACAGAGUAGCGGUCGCUUUUUAUACACUAAAAAUGAUUUUUACUUAUAAUGGCGAUUACAUCUUGUCUGACUAGUCGUCUUUGAAAAUUUAUUUUUUUAUCUUCUGCUUCUGGGGGAUGAAAUAGUGACUACAGCGGUAGAAUUUACUCUAAGGUUGCUCGUCAAGUGAGCUUGGACUGAAGAUCGCUAAAAGUAAUUCAGUUGUGUCAGCAUGUAUCCCGAGUACAGCGUUACGUCGAUUUUUACGCUCAAGUACUUUUCAACUUGUAGUAAACUACCAAAAUAUAUCAAGCUUCGAAGGACCGUGCCUCCAAUCCGCACCAUAAAGUUUUUUCCAUACAGAAACUGUCCCCUUGUAGGUGUAGAUUUUCUUUUACAGUAUGACAAUUCCCUAUGUACACACUCUAUAACCACAAAAUUUUAGAGCAACACGGGCGAUACUGUGAUAUUGAGAUCGUUAAAAACAUAAAAAUCCGAACUUUCGGGAUUUUUUUUUGUUUUUUCGACCAGCGCCGCCAUAUCGGUCGUCAACCAUGAUUACAUACGUUGUUACGAAGUGAAUAUCAUGUGCUUUAUACACAAUAAAUUUGAAGGAUCUUACUUUCACUUAGCGGAAAUAAUGGCCAAAUUGAUUUCCCGGUCAUCCACUUGAAAAGAACAUUUUGGUCCCCCAAAAACUUUUGAAUAUUUUUUCAAGUUUACAAUAAGCCCUAACCCUGGCAUUACCGUUGCCGUAUAGCAAGACUGUUACCCUUGCCAAAACGGCCAAAAGUUUUGAUUCCAAGGCCAGCCGAAAAAAGCUACACGGAAUGUAUUUUUGUCCCAAUAUUUUUGGCGCACCCUGUAUAUUUUUGAAUUCUGGAAAAUUUUGGGCAGUUCCUUGAUCUUCAGGGAAGUCGUGGUGGGACCAAAAAAAGCAAAAUUUUGCCCUAGAAAUGGUCGAAAUGUCUUAUAAAUAUACUCUGUCUAAUUUUAAACUUAUUUUUGUCAAUUUUUCAGAAAAUCUCUGACUCAAGACGGCGGAAAUACACCUUUUGACAUGAGUCAAUUUGAUAAUAUCUUUGGAACAACUCGAAUCCCCAGACCGGGAAAGGACAUCCUGAGGUACGGCAGGGACUCCCCCAACAGAGUGAACCACAUUUUGCUCACCAGGAAUGGACAUGUAAGUAAAAUUUUAGGCUUUUUUAUAUUUGGGUCUAGUAUAAUAUAAUAAUUUGGUUAUUUUGAUCUUCAGACCUUCCGAUUCCCCGUAUACUCAAAGUCGGGACAGCCUUUGGGCCUUCAACAGCUCGUCCACAACUUCAAAAAAUAUAUCUUACCGGCCAGCCAGGAGAGAAACCCAGAACCGAUCAACUUACUCUCGGCGUCGGAUCGAGAAACCUGGGCACCGGUGUACAUGAAAUUAGCUAGUAAGUUGAUUUAUGAUGUGUUGAGGACCCUGUUUUUUAGUAUUUCAGUAAAAAGACGAUUUUUUCAAAUUUUUAGGUCCCACCACGAAAACCUGAAAUUCGAAAAAUUGGCCUUUUUUCGUUGGAAUUGUUAUAUUUUCUGAAGGAAUUGAAUUUAUUUUAAGUUUGAAGAUGUUUUACGGCCUGAAAAAACUUUUUUUGAAGUAAUUUUGGGUCCCAACACGAAAGUUUUAUUUUUCGAAAUUUUCGAUUUUUUGAUCGGAAAUGGUAAAAUAUGGGCAAAAAAGACUAUUAGUUCCUAAAAUAUCCCUUUUUGUUCAAUUUCCGAUAUAAUUUUUGUAAUUUUUACUGUUUUUUUAGAGAACAACGCCGCCGAAAUCGAGGCCUUCGAGGACGCGCUGUUCGUGAUGUGCCUGGACAACGCCUACCCCAUCCCCACCGGCUACAAUCGCCGCGAAGCCAACAUGAUGAACGCCCUGCACGGCGGCGGCGCCAAACAGAACACGGUGAACCGCUGGUUCGACAAAUGCCUCCAGUUCUACGUGAGCCCCAGCGGCGCCCUCGGCCUUUGCUACGAACACACCCCGGCCGAAGGCCCACCGGUCGCCAGACUCCUCGAUUAUUGUCAGGAUCGCCUCAAAGCAGGCCAGUUCAAUUACAUCACCGACAAUUGUGAGCACAAACCCAUCCGAUUGAACUGGAGAUUGACCGAGCUGGACAGAUCCACUCUACAUGCAAAUGUGGAGAAGAAUGAUGAGUAAGUGGAGGGAAUUGGGCGGAUUUGAGGUGUUAUAAGGGCAGGGGGAAAUUUGAAAGUAGUUUGGGUAGGAAUUGAAGAAGUUUGAGAAGUUCCCCUGAUCUUCAGGGUUUUCGUGGUGGGACCAAAAUUUAAAAAUUUGGUUUCAAUUUUUGGGUAAAAUACGCCAACGUAUGUGGAGUUUUCAUUAAAAUUUAUCAGGUAGUAAUUUAUGUACAAUUUUACGCUAUGGCAAGAGAUUUGGAGAACUUUCCCUGAUUUCCAGGGUUUUCGUGGUGGGACUAAAAUUGAUAAUUGAAUUCUUGGGUAAAAUACGAUAUACCGAUUUGGAAUUUCAUUAAAAUUUAUCAAGUAAUAGUUUGAAUACAAUUUUACGCUAUGUCAAGAGAUUCGGAGAAGUUCCCCUGAUUUUCAGGGCUCUCGUGGUGGUACCUAAAUCGAAAAUUGAACUUUUGGGUAAAAUACGACGUAUUUAACAGUAGUAAUAUGAGUAAAACUGAUCAAGCAGUAAUUUGAACACAAUUUUACGCUAUGGGAAGAGAUUUGGAGAGGUUUCCCUGAUUUUCAGGGCUUUCGUGGUGGGACCCAAAAUUUAAUUUUUACAAUCUUUAAAAUACGUAUAGCCUUUCUGGAUUGGCGUCAGAGAGGGAUUUUGAGAAAAUUUAGUAUUUUCCGAUUUUGAUUUUAGCUCAAAAAUCGGUAUUUUAGACGUAACGCCGACCUGGAGGUACGAUCCCUGGAAUUUGACGAUUUUGGCAAAAAACUGGCCAAAGAUGCCCAUGUUUCCCCCGAUUCCCUGAUCCAAAUGGCCCUCCAAUGUGCCUACUAUCGCUUGCAUGGCACUGUUGUCCCCACGUAUGAGACUGGAACGCUCAGAAAGUUCAAGGACGGCCGAACCGACACGGUCCGCCUCCCAAACGAGUCCUCGAAACAAAUGGUCGAGGCGCUGGCGGGCCCCAUCCAACGCGACUCUGUCGCCGAACAAUGCUCGUUGCUGGUGAAGGCCUGUGACGCCCACAAGCAGUAUGUGAACACGGCGAUGAGCGGCAAAGCCAUGGAUCGGCACAUUUUGGGAUGGAAAAUGAUCGCCGCCGAAGAGGGAAUCGAAUUGCCCCCUUUGUUGCAAGGAAAAGCAUUGCAGAGACUUGUCAGAUUCCAGGUAGGAUGUUUGGGAUCGAUUUUGGAGGGUUUCAGCGCGUUUGGGGAGAUUUCAAGUUUUCGUUGUGGGACCUGGAAGAGAUAGAAUUUGUUGGUUUAGUAGAAAGAACAAUGUUGAAAACACCUUAUAAGAGUAUAUAACUGUUUUGGACGCAUUUUUGGGAGAUUUGAGGCGGUUUGGUAAAGAUUCAAGUUUUCGUGGUGGGACCUGGAAGAGAUAGAAUUUGUUGGUUUAGUAGAAAGAACAAUGUUUAGAAAGACUGUAAAAGAGUAUAUAACUGAUUUGGAAGCAUUUUUGGGAGAUUUGAGGCGGUUUGGUAAAGAUUCAAAUUUUCGUGGUGGGACCAAAAAAGUUGAAAAACAUCAAAAUUAAGACUGAAUAUGACUGAUUAUGAGGAAUUCAUGCGAUAGGAAGCUUAAUAAAGAAGUUGGAGCUAAUUUUUACAGUAAAAAGUCAAGAUUUCGUGGUGAGACCUGAAAAUAAAAAUUAUUUUAAAAUCAUUGAAAUACAGUUUUUAUUGAAAUAUAUAGGAUGCUAGAGUAAGUUACUCAGCUUUAUAGGUCAUAUGAAAUCUUUUUUCUCCAAUUUUUAGCCGAUAUUAUCCAUCUGAUUAUAUUACACUUGCCAAUUUCAGAUCUCCACCAGCCAAGUCCCGACCAAAAACGAACUCCAUCUCGGCUUCGGACCCUCGGAGCCGGACUGCUACGGAAUUUGCUACAAUCCGAGAGAAGACCGGAUCUACUUUACGAUCACUGCCUACCACAGCCACCCCAAAACUUCGGCGAAACUCUUCCAGCAAUCGCUGGUCAGCAGCCUGCGCGACUUCCGCCAAAUCUUCAUCGACUCUGGCCGAAUCCAGCUCAAAAACAAACUCUAA
This is a messenger RNA of Bursaphelenchus xylophilus (pine wood nematode), 7086 nucleotides long. The record is from the annotation of a GenBank genome assembly. Lineage: Eukaryota; Metazoa; Nematoda; Chromadorea; Rhabditida; Aphelenchoididae.